AUGAUUUCCAAACAACUUUUAUAACUCUCAAGAUUGGGUAAAAGUCUACGUGUUAACAGCAAGAGUUACUCUUAACUUUUGAAUAACACUUAAUCAUAGUAGAUUUCAUAUUUAGUUUAGAGAUAAUUUAAUUAGUAAUUUUCCAGACAACUUACUUCAUUUACAUAGAUUCCAAGCUAUUCAUUCGCCUUGGAGCCAUAAGAAAAAGUCAUUAAAAAUCCUGAAAUUUUGAAAGUUUUAAACCAAAGCGAUAACACUAAGUUCAGAAACGUAGCUAUUAUUGCUCACGUCGAUCAUGGUAAAACUACUUUAGUUGACACUCUUCUCAAAACUUCAGGUCUUGAACAUGACAAAUCCAUGGAUAGCAACUAGCUAGAAUAGGAAAAGGGUAUUACCAUUCUAUCUAAGGUCACUGGUGUUACUUUUAAGGACUAUAAAAUUAACAUUGUAGAUACUCCUGGGCAUCAUGAUUUUGGUGGUGAAGUCGAACGUAUUAUGUCCAUGGUUGAUGGUGUCAUUCUUUUAGUUUGCGCUACUGAAGGUCCUAUGACUUAAACCAAAUUCGUCUUGAAGAAGGCAUUGAAACAAGGUCUCAAGCCUAUAGUUAUUAUUAAUAAAGUAGAUCGUCCCACUGCUAGAGUGAAAGAAGUUGAAAGCGAAAUACUUGAUAUGUUUAUUGAAAUGGAAGUCAAUGAAGAUUUACUCGAUUACCCUGUUUACUAUGCUUCUGGUAGAGAAGGAUGGGCUGUCCCAAGCAUAGAAGAAAUCAAUUCACCAAAUAAAAAUGGUGUCGCUUGUGUUAUGGAUGCAAUUGUUAGUCACGUCCCAUAUCCAAAAUAACAAGUAGAAGGAGAUUUCCAAAUGCUUAUUUCCCAAACAGAAAGUAACUAAUAUCAUGGCAAGAUGGUCAUUGGUAAAAUCUUAAGAGGACAACUAAAUGUAGGUGAUAAACUUACUUCAGUUGAUUCUUCUGGUAAUUUAUGUGAAAAUGGCAAAGUUAUGAAAAUCGUUAGAAGAUACGGAAUGAAGCAAAUGGAAAUUAAUACUGCUUAUGCUGGAGAUAUCGUUUCUGUAGCUGGUUUCUCUAAUUCUACAGUUGCUUACACUCUUAACAAAUACGGAUGUUUAGAUGCUGUUCCUAGUAUUCCUAUUGAUCCUCCAAUUAUGUCAGUUUCAAUUGCCACUAAUACUUCUCCAUUAGCUGGUAAGGAUGGUGGUUAAAAGCUCACAUACAGUUAAAUUAGAUAAAGACUUUAAGAAGAAAGUGAAAAUGAUGUCGCUCUUAAAGUCCAAGGUCUUGAUAGAAAAGAUGGUAACAGUUUGAUUGUUGAAGGUAGAGGUGAUUUGCAUUUAGGUAUUCUUUUUGAAAAUAUGCGUAGAGAAGGUUUUGAAAUGAGUUUAACUCCUCCUUAGAUUCUCUUUAAAGAAAUUAACGGAAAACAACACGAACCUAUUGAAAAAGUUACUAUUGAAUUAGAUCCUGUUUAUUCUGCAAAUGUUAUUGAAAAGUUAUCUCAACGUAAAGGUGUUUAUGAAAAUUGUGAAGAAUUAAGUCCUAUUUUACAUAAGCUAUCUUUCACUGUUCCCACUAGAGGUAUGAUUGGUUUUAGAAGUGAAUUAUUGAACGACACAAAAGGUACUGCUGUCCUUGAAAGUUGCUUCUUAGAAUAUCAAGAACACAGAGGUGCUUUGAAAAAAAAUAACAAAGGUCCUUUGAUUUGCACAAGUGAAGGUAUUGUUACUGCUUAUGCUUUAAAGACCUGUGAAAAAUUCGGUUAAUUAUUCAUUGAACCUGGUUCUAAGGUUUAUCCUGGUUAGGUUAUUGGUGAAAACUAAAAAGAAUCUGAAGUUGAAUUAAAUCCUACUAAAAAGAAAGAAUUAAAUAACAUUAGAACUAAGUCACACGAAGAAAAGAUCGUCCUCUAGCCUCAUCGUGUUUUCUCAAUCGAAGAAGCCAUUUGCUAUAUUAGAGAUGACGAAAUCGUAGAAGUAACUCCUAAGGAAAUCAGAAUCAGAAAGAAAGAAUUAGAUUCCAAUGUUAGAGCUAAAAUAAAAAGAGAUUCAAAGAAAUGA
Molecule: messenger RNA, 2073 nt
Organism: Tetrahymena thermophila SB210
Lineage: Eukaryota; Ciliophora; Oligohymenophorea; Hymenostomatida; Tetrahymenidae
Product: elongation factor Tu GTP-binding domain protein
Exons: 10
Cellular component (GO): cytosol; ribonucleoprotein complex
Molecular function (GO): GTP binding; GTPase activity
Source: RefSeq, a predicted model, not a curated record